Esox lucius (northern pike) is the source of this 429-nucleotide messenger RNA. RefSeq names its product keratin-associated protein 21-1-like. The transcript has a single exon. The record is from RefSeq and is a predicted model, not a curated record. The coding region runs from base 1 to 429 and encodes 142 amino acids. Lineage: Eukaryota; Metazoa; Chordata; Actinopteri; Esociformes; Esocidae.
AUGGAUGGAAACCGCUAUGGAAACCGCUUUGGAAAGCACUAUGGAAACCGCUUUAGAAAGCACUAUGGAAAGCGCUAUGGAAACCGCUUUAGAAAGCGCUAUGGAAACCGCUUUAGAAAGCGCUAUGGAAACCGCUUUAGAAAGCGCUAUGGAAACCGCUUUAGAAAGCGCUAUGGAAACCGCUUUGGAAAGCACUAUGGAAAGCGCUAUGGAAACCGCUUUAGAAAGCGCUAUGGAAAGCGCUAUGGAAACCGCUAUGGAAAGCGCUAUGGAAACCGCUUUGGAAAGCGCUAUGGAAAGCGCUAUGGAAACCGCUUUGGAAAGCGCUAUGGAAACCGCUUUGGAAAGCGCUAUGGAAACCGCUAUGGAAAGCGCUAUGGAAACCGCUAUGGAAAAUACUGUGAAGGCUUUGAGAUUUAUUUUAAAUAA